AUGGCCGUCGAGUGUAAGAUAGAGAACGCUGUGGAGGACCGAGACAAGAUGACCAGCCAGGAGGCUUUGUGUGACCCUGAUCAGGAGACAAGAAAGCGCCCUGGCAUCUCCACUCUUAAAUUGUUUAUUAUGGCGCUGUCCUUCGCCUGCUUCUCAAAGGCUCUGACAGGAACCUACAUGAAAAGCUCCAUCACCCAGAUUGAGAGACGAUUCGACCUCUCCAGCACCCACAUUGGACUCAUCGAUGGCAGUUUUGAGAUGGGAAACUUGCUGUUUCUUGCUGUAGUCAGCCAUUUUGGGGCCAAGCUACAUCGGCCCAGACUUAUUGCUAUAGGCUGUUUCCUGAUGGCUGUAGGGGCCUUUCUCACUGGCCUGACCCAUUUCUUCAUGGGACGCUACGAGUACAACACAAUCGUUACGCUUUUCCAGAAUGACAGUGUGAACAUUGCCGCUUGUGUGGAUCACCUCGAAACAGAAGUAGCUGAAAUUCGGACCGAACCCUCUGAAGAAGACAACAAAGCCUGUGUAAGAGAGUCUGGAUCCAACAUGUGGAUCUAUGUGUUCCUGGGGAACGCUUUGCGAGGGAUCGGAGAAACUCCGGUCACACCUCUGGGCAUUUCUUACAUCGACGACUUUGCUAGAGCAGAAAAUUCCCCCUUCUAUAUAGCUUGUCUCCAGACUAUCACUCUCCUGGGACCCAUGUUUGGUUUCCUCCUCGGCUCCUACACUGCCAAACUAUAUGUUGACUUUGGAUAUGUUGAUAUUGAAAGUGUGACUAUCACUCCGAAAGACGCCCGCUGGGUGGGUGCCUGGUGGUUGGGCUUCAUGGUGUCCUCCGUCCUGCUCCUCAUCUCCAGCAUUCCCUUCUUGUUCUUGCCCCGCUCGCUGCCUAAGCAGGAAGAAGACAACGGCGAACCAACUCCCGCCUAUGACACCUUAGAAGGGAUAGAGGAUGUUCCCAACAACGAUCACAACCUCAAACUGACUGACAUCGCUAAAAGGUUUCUUCCCUCACUAAAGCGCCUGUUGGGAACUCCUGCUUACUUCCUGCUCCUUUGUGGAAGCAUCCUGAAGUUCAACUCUUUCAUCGGCCUGUUCACCUUCAAAGCCAAAUAUAUGGAACAACAGUUUGGACAGUCUGCAUCCAGAGCAAACUUCCUUAUAGGGAUGUUGAACCUGCCAGCAGUGGCAGUGGGGAUCUUCCUGGGAGGGCUGCUGAUGAAGCGGUAUAAGCUAAGCUUGGUGUCAGGAGCGCAGCUCUCUUUUGCCACGUCCUUUAUGGCAUACCUCCUUCUGCUGCUGCAGUUUGGAACCAAGUGUGAUAACAUUCCCAUGGCUGGCCUCACCAUCUCAUACAAUGGAACGCGGAGUAUUUCCUCCGAUAGAGACAUGCUGUUCUCAGAGUGUAACAGAGACUGCUCGUGUUCAGCAGAAGAGUGGGAUCCUGUGUGCUCGGACAGUGGCAUCACCUAUGUCUCUCCGUGUAUGGCUGGCUGCCUCAGCUCCAGUGGAUACGGCAAGAACACAGUCUUCCACAACUGCAGCUGUGUGUCCUCCACAGCAGGCAGCGACACGUCCGUGAGGCUGGGCCAGUGUCCUCAUGCCGAGGACUGCAGCCGCAGCUUCACUUUAUACAUGGCUGUAUCGGUUCUCAGUUCCUUUAUUAACUCUCUGGGAGCGACACCAGGCUACAUGGUCAUCAUACGAUGCAUCUCACCAGAUCUCAAAUCCCUUGCGCUGGGUAUCCAGGCCUUAGCGACUAGGUCUCUUGGUGGACUUCCUGCCCCUGUGUAUUUUGGAGCCAUGAUUGAUUUAACUUGCCUGAAGUGGUCGAUCAAGAAGUGCGGCGGCAGGGGGGCAUGCCGCAUCUAUGACUCUAAUAUGUACAGGAUCAUCUUUCUGGGUCUGAUCACUUGUCUCAGUGGUUCCUCAUAUUUCUUCAUCACUGCCGUCAUUGUCAUCCUCAGACGACAGUUUCUUAGGCCAGAGCAACAGAUACAAACGCAGGAAAGAAUAGCUUCAGCGCUAAUUGACCUCCAAACCACCUCAAAACUCACUGUGGACCAUCUCGGCCUCCCUAAAACUCCCAAAUCGCAUCAUGCUAUCAAAGUUUGGGGAAGGAUGGCAACAGAACUGGAAGAGGGAGGGGAGAUUCACAGAAAAGAGCAGCUCCCCCAAGAUGGUAGACUAUGCUCCUUAAGUAACAUGCAGGACACGGAGCUGCUCAAAUCCUUGACACAGACCACUGUUGCUCCUCCUCCAAGUAAGAAAGCAAAGGUAGAGAUAGACGGGCUGAAGUCAGAGUUGGAGAUGAAAGAGGGAAAGGACGAGGUUUGUGAAGAGACGGUUGCACCGGUCGAAAAAGAAGGCGAUCUCUAACACAAUAUCAUGAAGGAGAUACACAAGUGGCUUGUGUGCUAAAAUAGCUUGUCACUGUUAAUUAAACAUGCAGUGAUUGAUUCUUUGGCCACUUGGCAACACGCUGUACACAUUUACCUUAGGCCUUGUGUUAUGUUUGGCUGGUAGUGUGUAGUUGGUGUAUUAUUAUAUGUAUCUUUUCCUCAUAUUGCCUGGUGCAUAUA
This is a messenger RNA of Pungitius pungitius (ninespine stickleback), 2582 nucleotides long. Its product is annotated as solute carrier organic anion transporter family member 1C1-like. Gene Ontology annotation, biological process: sodium-independent organic anion transport; transmembrane transport. The transcript has 15 exons. Bases 1 to 2379 code for a protein of 792 amino acids. Lineage: Eukaryota; Metazoa; Chordata; Actinopteri; Perciformes; Gasterosteidae. The record is from RefSeq and is a predicted model, not a curated record. Gene Ontology annotation, molecular function: protein binding. Gene Ontology annotation, cellular component: plasma membrane.